AACAUAGCAUAAUUGAAGCCUAACUCUUUAGUCUUGAAGAGAGAGAGAGGCAAGGAACGAACGACGUAUUCUCUCUCCUCCACUCACCUCAAAUCCAAAUCCAAAUCCCAAUUCUCCAGUCUUUGCUAUGGCAUCAAUUUCGUCCUUAUCUCUCACUUCUGUUUCCCUCCCCAAAUCUCAAUCUCUGGACCCCAAGAAAAUCUCUGAUUCUUCUUCCUCCUCUGCAGGCAGCAGGAGUCAAAGUUGUUGUUGCGCGCCAUCGUUCCAACGAAGAAAGAUGCUUCUAUCUUCCGCCGCCAUCGUUGCCGGAACCUUGUGCAGCAAUUCAGUCAGCGGAGUCAGUUUGGCAGCUGAAUUCGCCGAUAUGCCAGCGCUUAGAGGGAAGGAUUAUGGCAAGACAAAAAUGCGAUACCCAGACUACACUGAAACUGAAUCAGGACUCCAAUAUAAGGACUUGCGACCUGGGAAUGGCCCCAAACCCAAGAUGGGUGAGACAGUAGUGGUAGACUGGGAUGGCUACACCAUAGGUUAUUAUGGCCGCAUAUUUGAAGCACGGAAUAAAACCAAGGGUGGUUCCUUUGAGGGCGAUGACAAGGACUUUUUCAAAUUCAAAAUAGGUUAUAAUGAGGUAAUACCAGCUUUUGAAGAGGCUGUUUCGGGCAUGGCUCUUGGGGGCAUUAGAAGGAUAAUUGUUCCCCCGGAACUUGGAUAUCCUGAGAAUGAUUUCAAUAAGAGUGGCCCAAGACCAACAACAUUCUCGGGCCAACGAGCCUUGGAUUUUGUGUUGAGGAAUCAGGGGUUGAUAGACAAGACUCUCUUGUUUGAUAUUGAGCUGUUGAAGAUUAUUCCAAACUGAUUGAUCAAAUUUUGAAUUGACUGUCAAAUAUCACCGUCAGAAUGUUGAGGUCUACUUAUUUACAGAGGAUGAGAGGAUACAUGCAAACAACUGUCCUGUAGAAAUUUUGUUAAUAUUGAUAUUAGAUGCUUGUGUCAAAUGACCUCGGGAAUAGAUGCUAUGAGAUUUUAAGUAUUUUGUGGUCUUCGUUGUUGGUUUCUUCAGUAAUAGUAACAUAUGAAGCAUUCAAAGCAAUUCUCCCUGAACUAUUGCAAACUUGAAUAUACUGUAUGACACUGUAAGUACAUGGGAUGGAGCAUCAUAUGAUCAAUUAGAAAUUAGUAAUAGUUAGCAGAAAAAGACUGUGACUGCAACGUAAUAACUUUUCUAAUAGCUAUUGUUGUAGAUAAAGUGUUAGUGUUACCAUCACAACUUGUGUUCAGCCUUAGACAUUUUCCCUUGUAUACUUCUUCGCUUUCAAGCAGCAAUAAUCAUUGUAAUAUGAGAAACAAACAUAAAUCAGUGAAACUGGGUGAUUUUCCCAUUACACUUGAAUAUCAAGAUAAAACAAUAGUGCUAAA
Glycine soja is the source of this 1416-nucleotide messenger RNA. Its product is annotated as peptidyl-prolyl cis-trans isomerase FKBP19, chloroplastic-like. Gene Ontology annotation, cellular component: chloroplast; thylakoid. The transcript is spliced from 11 exons. The record is from RefSeq and is a predicted model, not a curated record. Lineage: Eukaryota; Viridiplantae; Streptophyta; Magnoliopsida; Fabales; Fabaceae. Gene Ontology annotation, molecular function: peptidyl-prolyl cis-trans isomerase activity. Bases 128 to 856 code for a protein of 242 amino acids.